AUGGCAACUGUAAUCGAGUGCAUAUGCGCCGAUGGAACCGCUAUUUCACCUAUGGUCAUAUUCAAAGGGAAGCGGAUGUCAAAGUUUUGGUUCACCCAGAAUUUUGGUGGAAUGAGCCCAGUAAUAGCGACAUCAUCUGAAGGAUGGACAGAUCAAGAGCUGGGCGCGUUGUGGAUGGAGCAAUGCUUCGAACCAGAAACAGCUAUCCACAGCGACCCUCAGGCCCCGCGCCUCCUUAUAGUUGACGGCCAUAACUCUCAUACAACAUAUCGAUUUCUUGAAUAUGCCAACAGACACGAUAUCAUUGUCCUUUGCCUCCCACCACACACCACACACGCCCUUCAGCCAUGUGAUGUCGGUGUAUUUGGUCCAUUAUCACAAUCAUGGCGCUCUGUGGUCAGUGAGAAUGCUAUUAAAGGCAUUCAGGUGACAAAAUACAACAUGCUCGGGCUGUAUGCCGAGGCACAAGCAGCCUCAUUCAAGGAGGAGACAAUUCAAAAGUCAUUUCGCAAGACAGGGAUAUGGCCUGUAAACAAGGAUGCAUUGCAGAGCUCAGAUUUUGAGCUAUCACCGGCGACAACAACAGCGGUUCUUCUCCCAGAUCCUGACAAGGGCGCCUUAGAUUUGCUGGAUACGACAUUGAAGGCAUCAAACAAAGCUAUUGGAAUUGUCCAUUCGUCAUCCACAUCUCCUCAUCUGCCUUCCAGCUCGAUAGCUGCAGACCCCCCAGUUGAACAAGAUAAACUUGAAAGCCAUAUAGCGGCAAAUCCGUCGCAACUUCCAGCAGAUCUACGAGAUUAUGACGUCCCGGCUGCCUUGCGAGCCUGCUCAAUGCCUGCUUUGCCUGACGAGAAUGUUGAUAGCUCUGUGCUAAGGAGUCGCAUUCGCGAGUAUGAGCAGGUUAUAGCAGCACAGUCUGCUCAACUGAUGGUGGGCACCACCUGGAACAAGCUGUUCCAUUUGGAGAAUGGUCAGCUGCGUCAAAUCGCGCUCAAGAAAACCACGCGACGGAAAAACAAGUUCCUUAACACAAAGGCACGAGUUAUGACAUCUCCAGAGGGCCUGGACGAAAUCAAGGCAGACAAAGAGAGGCGAGCCGCAAAGGCAGCAGAGAAGGCAGCAAAGGCAGUGGCCCGAGCAGAAAAGGCUGAACUUAAGGGUAAAAGGGGUACUGGAGGACAGAAGGGCCAAAAAGUGCGAUUCCAGGUCAAGGACAACACCUCUGAUAUGGCAUCUGAUGCAGCCACCUCCGAUUCGGACACUGAUAGGCUCAGCAAUGCACAACCCACCCAUCGCACCACACGCUCAGGACUGUCUGCAAAGUUUAACAGCACUGGAUUGCAUGCGGAUCCAUCAAAGGCACCCCAGGCGGCAGCACAAGAUACCCCUGUCACCCUGCGUCGCGGACGGUCAGCUACCGCUCAGAAGGAGAACCCAAAAAGGCUAUCUACUGGUAUUAAGUCGGGUUCCUCACCAAAUAUUGGCUCUGGAAAUGCUGCCACCCCUAAUACGGUCGGCGUUUCCGUGACAGGAGCCAAAAAGACGCAAGGAAAGCGGUUUAAACGGCCUAAUCCUAUGCACAAGAUCUCUUACGAAGAAGAUGAUGACUUCUUUGUUUUGAAUCCGGCAGCUAGGAAACGUAACAGAGGAUCAUAG
Molecule: messenger RNA, 1656 nt
Organism: Serendipita indica DSM 11827
Lineage: Eukaryota; Fungi; Basidiomycota; Agaricomycetes; Sebacinales; Serendipitaceae
Source: the annotation of a GenBank genome assembly